UUAAUUUACACUAUACUUUGUUGGGGCUUUUUCUGACGAAAAACACCCUCCAAAAAUAGGCGUAUGCCGCUGAGUGCGGCGAGCAAACGGUAUUCUUUAGUAAAAGGCGAAAGAAUAGUUCGCUCUGUGCUCACCGCGCGACUGCGUGGGUUGGAAAGACGCCUCGUUUUCAUUUAUAUAGGUGAGUCUUUGAGUGCAGUUUCACUCUCUUGCCCGAUGUGGGAAUCAUACUCAUUUCAAACGGUAUUAAUAAUGUUCAUGCCCAACUGAUUUUGCCAAUAGUAGCUUCUUUUUAUUUGGCUCCAUGGCGCUACACAUACGCCGGGUUGCCCAUCCCCAAUGGUAGCCGUAGCUUUUUAUUUUUCACACAAUUCAAAUCAUGCUGCUCAGAGCAACCUUCACUCCCAUUUUUACUGCUAUUCCAUACAAAUCCAAAAUCCCAGCUGCUUCCCUCUCCAUCUCGAAUGCGUUCCUCAACAACCCGCUUUCUGUUCGAGAAAAUUCCUCACUCAAUGCUAACGCCACUAACCAGAAUCCCUUGUUACCUCCAACGUCAGCCUAUGUCCACCUCCCUUUCUGUAGAAAGCGCUGUCAUUACUGUGACUUCCCAAUUGUCGCUCUUGGCUCUUCUUUAAGCCAAACUGAAGAUGAUGACCCACGAAUCGCAAAUUAUGUUCAACUCCUCUGUCGAGAAAUUGAAGCAACAAAAGUAGCAUCUAACAACAACCCACCUCUCGAAACUGUCUUUUUUGGAGGAGGAACGCCAUCCCUCGUGCCACCGAGACUCAUCUGGUCAAUUCUGGAAGCCCUCAGAUCAAAAUUUGGGGUAUGCCCGGAUGUAGAAAUGUCAAUAGAAAUGGAUCCCGGAACAUUUGAUACGAGGAAAACGAGGGAAUUAUUGGACUUAGGAGUGAAUAGAGUCUCUCUAGGAGUGCAGGCAUUUCAAAAAGAGUUGUUGAUGGCGUGCGGAAGAGCUCAUGGCAUCGAUGAGGUUUAUGAGGCUAUUGAUAUCAUUAGCUCAUGUGGUCUGAAAAAUUGGAGCAUGGAUCUCAUCUCUUCUCUCCCUCAUCAGACGCCAGAGAUGUGGCAGGAGAGCUUGAAGCGAACCGUAGAAUCUAAGCCUACUCAUGUAUCUGUCUAUGAUUUGCAGGUGGAGCAAGGAACCAAGUUUGGAGUUUUGUAUACACCAGGGGAGUUCCCCCUGCCUUCUGAAACUCAGUCUGCAGAGUUCUAUAAGAUGGCUUCGGAGACGCUGUCAAGUGCUGGUUAUAACCAUUAUGAGGUCAGUAGCUAUUGCAAGAGUGGCUAUGAAUGUAAGCACAAUCUGACAUACUGGCAGAACAAAUCUUUCUAUGGUUUCGGUCUUGGGGCGGCUAGUUAUACUGGCGGACUGAGGUACUCAAGACCCAGGAAGAUGAAAGAGUACAUGGGCUACGUACAGAAUUUGGAGGCUGGGUUGGUAGAUAACCACGGCACUGAUCAAAUUGAUGCCAAAGACAUGGCAAUGGAUGUUGUGAUGCUCUCACUUAGAACUGCAAGAGGCCUAGAAGUGAAGUCCUUUGCAGGAGCGUUUGGUAGCCAUCUUCUCGCCUCUCUUUGCCAGGCUUUUCAACCUUACGUGGAGAGUGGACAUGUGGUCGCACUGAACGAGGAAAGAAGAGAACUGAGACCAGAUGAAUUUGGGUCUGCAUUAUCCAGUGGGCAGAAGAUUGAAGAGGUACUAGAGUUUAUUCGGCUUAGUGACCCUGAUGGCUUCCUCUUAUCAAAUGAGUUGAUAUCCAUUGCAUUUACAGUUAUAUCUCCAUAGGAUGCUGUGCUAUUGGAAAGUUGAGUUUUGAAUGUGAAUUUGGAUUGUGAACAAUCAUAAAGAGUAACCGAGUAUAUCUAAUAUAUUGAUUAUGAAGCAAAAAUUCAGAAAGCAAGAAAACAAUUAGAAGCCAACCUUGAAUGUCAACUGGCUGGAUCUAAAAAGAGGGGGGGGGGGCGGGAAGAGAGAGCUUGGCAAUGAUGGAGAACUGUUUGCUGGUCAUGACACCUUGCAUUUGGAGGCACUUCCUAAGGCGACAAUGAAGAAGGAAAUCCCGAAGUAUCUCAGCAGGCGACAAUUAUUUUUACAAAGUAAAUUUGGUUCUCUAAUGGGGUAAUACACUAUUUGUGUCUCAGUGUGAUGUACCGGAAUGGAUCAGUAUAGAAGUAAGUCUUGAAUUUAAAAUACAUUAGCCGACCUAUGAAUCACGAAUUGUGAACUGAACAUGUAGAAAUCAUUGAUCGAACUUGUUUACUAUGUCUUGCCCAUCAA
Molecule: messenger RNA, 2299 nt
Organism: Nelumbo nucifera (sacred lotus)
Lineage: Eukaryota; Viridiplantae; Streptophyta; Magnoliopsida; Proteales; Nelumbonaceae
Product: Radical SAM superfamily protein
Biological process (GO): porphyrin-containing compound biosynthetic process
Cellular component (GO): cytoplasm
Molecular function (GO): 4 iron, 4 sulfur cluster binding; coproporphyrinogen oxidase activity
Source: RefSeq, a predicted model, not a curated record